CCUGCUUCUAUUUAAAUCUGUGUGGCCCUCUUCGGAGGGUAUUAUUCAUUUCAAGAAAUCCAUUGAGAAGGUGCUGAGCAUAAGAAGGGGAAAAGCCAGCAUGGCAGCAGACAGCAGCAUGGCUCCCGAAGAAAAGCCGAGCGCUGCUCCUGUGAAAAGGGCUGUCCACAAGAUCCGAAUGGCCAGCCAAGUCUUCAGCUUGGCGCGAGGUUGGCAGCAGUGGGCAUCUGACCACCAUGUAAAGCAAGAGCAAGAGCCCUCUGGAUGGGCCCCUACUGCAGAAGGCUCAUCAGCUCAGCCUGUACAAGAAAGUUCCUUCAAAAAAUGGCAAAUUCCAUCUGUCAAGAGGGACCAAGAAAAAGGUGAUGAAAAAUCCUCAGUGACAAUAAGAGAUGCUGAAAAAAAUUCAAGGGAAUCAGAUGAAGCCCUCAAAAUGUUCAACAUUAAAAGCAAAGAGGUGACCAAAACCGUUGUCAGCAAAGCCUACGAACGAGGAGGUGGUGUCAGCCUCCUCAGUGAAAGAUAUGAGAAUAACAACAGCAGCUCAGAGAUGACCAAGCUCAAAGAAGAAUCAAGUGCUAUUGACAAAAUUCUUAGUGGCAAAUUAUCUCCAACCAUAAGGAGAAAGUGUUCAACUGUGGUAUCAGAUCUGACCAAGGGCUGGGAACAUAUGGAACAAGAGGACAAAGAGGGAUCUAAGAAAGAACUGCUACUUAAGUGUCGUGAUGACAGCCUGGAUGCCCAGGACAGUGGCUAUGGGGAGGCAGAAGAAAAACUUGAGCAGGAAGACAGUGACCGAGAGGUGACGGCUGUGAGGAUUAAACGUCCUGUACCAUCUCUCACAAGCAAACUGAGCGAAGAGGCCCGAGCCAACUCCCGCAGGAAAGACAGCGCCGUUCACAGCCUGAAGGACAAGUGGCAGGAAUGGGCCGACCAGCACAUCAUAACGCAGAAGCUGAACCCCUUCAGCGAGGGAUUUGAUCACGAGCUGGCCAUGUCCACGCGCCUGCACAAAGGAGAUGAAGGAUAUGGCCGUCCAAAGGAAGGAACCAAAACCGCUGAAAGAGCCAAGAGAGCCGAGGCCCAUAUCCAUCGGGAGAUCAGGGACAUGUGCUUCAUCAUCGAAUCAAUGGCUAGGCCACGGCCUGAUGGCAAGAUCCAAGUUACUUUUGGGGAACUCUUUGAGAGAUAUGUUCGUAUUUCAGAUAAGGUUGUUGGAAUUCUGAUGAGAGCCAGGAAACAUGGGCUGGUGGACUUUGAGGGAGAAAUGUUAUGGCAAGGAAGGGAUGAUAAUGUCAUAAUUACUUUAUUAAAAUAAGCAAACCAGAACAAUUUUUGGAAAACUUUUCUCCCCUUCUCCCUUGCUAUUAGCAUUUGCACAUGCCAGAUCAGUAGCUGAAUGACAAUAUAAACUCAGGACAAGUUUUUGAUCUGUGAAAGUGAUCUUGUACAUGCAUUUCCUAAUUAAUUAAUUUAAAUACCUAUAAAAUUAUUUUAUUUGAAUACAGAAUAAGGGUAUCACAUUUGUUUUACAAGCAGGAUAUGCAACUACUACUGCAGUAUUAUCUUGACAACUACUGACACAGAUUUCUCUUACAUAUCACAUACAAAAUCCUUCUUUUUAUAAACGGGGUUUUAUAUACUUAUUGUAUUUAUAUAACUAAUUUAUUAGGUUGUUUCAUAUUUGGAGUUAUGAAUGUUGGAAUGUAAUGAAUAAAAAUGUUUUCACUAGAUAGACACUUAAAAAACGCCUUCUGUGCAACAUUGUGCAAUGUCAUCUGAUUAUCUAUGUUGCUACAGUUCUUAUAAACAGGGGAAAAUAGUAUAACAUAAAAAUCAGUCAGGUACUUGUACUUUUGUGUAUAGCAAAAAAGUGACUAACAUCACUAUCUUCCUCUGAAAUGUACCUCUGUGAGAAAAGAUAAACCAUGUUCAUAACUUUGAGGAAAUGUUGUUUCAUAUUACACAGAAACACUGGCCUAAAUUUACAGAAUUUGCUGUUCCAAUGUCACUGAAAUAAUGUAUUUCAGUCCAGAUGAUGCUGAACAGGAGUAAAUGCUAUUGAAGUCAUACUUCUAGGUCUUAAAAUUGUUUGUAUUAUUCAGAAAUCUGAGACCUCUGUAAGGUCUUUAAUAAUUACUGGAUUAUAGAGAUCACUGUUUACUACUGUAAAAAUAGCUGGUAAAAAUGUGUGUGCUUCACAUGAAAAGCAUGUUUCAGAGCAAGAUGCCUGGGCCAGUAAUUUGCAUAAUGACAAAGAAGUGGUUUUUUCCCCAUAAAAUUCUUUCACACUGAAAGAGCAAAUAUUGUCUUAGAAGUUGUAUGAACAUCUUUUCUCUCUGAUAACCCAAAUAUUGCUGUCAUAUUAGGAGUACAGCACUCCAGUUUGAUACUACAAUGUACAAAUAAAUCAAAUAUUUAAUAA
This is a messenger RNA of Pseudopipra pipra, 2425 nucleotides long. RefSeq names its product actin binding Rho activating protein (gene ABRA). Gene Ontology annotation, molecular function: actin binding. Lineage: Eukaryota; Metazoa; Chordata; Aves; Passeriformes; Pipridae. The transcript is spliced from 2 exons. Gene Ontology annotation, biological process: positive regulation of Rho protein signal transduction; positive regulation of transcription by RNA polymerase II. Bases 101 to 1318 code for a protein of 405 amino acids. Gene Ontology annotation, cellular component: sarcomere. The record is from RefSeq and is a predicted model, not a curated record.